Portunus trituberculatus (swimming crab) is the source of this 3056-nucleotide messenger RNA. Its product is annotated as protein white-like. Gene Ontology annotation, cellular component: plasma membrane. Gene Ontology annotation, molecular function: ATP binding; ATP hydrolysis activity; ABC-type transporter activity. The transcript has 15 exons. The record is from RefSeq and is a predicted model, not a curated record. Bases 105 to 2003 code for a protein of 632 amino acids. Lineage: Eukaryota; Metazoa; Arthropoda; Malacostraca; Decapoda; Portunidae.
UUCCUUCCCAUUAGCCCUGCUGCUCACGAGGGAAAGAGAGGUGAAAGAGGAAAGUGCUGCAAAGGAAGGGAGGGUGUCUCAGUGACGGCUUAGUGUGCGUCACCAUGGAGUCACAAGAAGUCUUGGGGAUUAGUUACAAGCGGUGGGAUCAGCCCAUGGACACCGUCGAUCUGAAGGACAGAGGCGAGGUGGACCCUACGGCGGGCGUCACCUACGCCUGGAGAGACCUUAACGUGUACGCCGGUGGAGGAAACAUCUUCAAGAAGAAACCAAAAGUACACAUCCUUAAGGACGUAUCGGGCGUAUGUGAGGGUGGACAGAUGCUGGCCAUCAUGGGCGCCUCGGGGGCGGGCAAAACAACGCUCCUCAACGUCCUCACCUACAGGACACGAAAGCUGGAAAUCACAGGCGACAUACACAUCAACGGACGACCCGUGGACAUGCGGACCAUCGCGGGAGUGUCUGCCUACGUGCAACAGGAGGAUCUUUUCACGGGCGUCUUCACCGUUGAGGAACAACUUCACUUCAACGCCCAGCUGAGGAUCGGCAAGGAGGUGUCAGACGCGGAGAGGAAGCGAAGGGUGGCCGAGGUUAUGACGGAGCUCGGCCUCAACAAGUGCGCCAAGACCAACAUCGGCAUCCCGGGCCGCAUCAAGGGCAUAUCAGGCGGAGAGAAGAAACGCCUUGCCUUCGCCUGUGAGAUGAUCACCAACCCGCUGCUGCUGCUGUGUGACGAGCCCACCUCCGGCCUGGACUCCUUCAUGGCCCAGAGCGUCGUGAAUGCCAUGAAGAAGAUGACGGAGCUCGGCAAGACUGUCAUCGCCACCAUCCACCAGCCCAGCUCAGAGGUGUUCGCCAUGUUCGACCGCCUCCUCCUGCUUGCCGAGGGACGCGUCGCCUUCUUGGGCACCGUGCAAGAGGCGCAUCGAUUCUUCACCAGGUUGGAGCACCCCUGCCCACUGAACUACAAUCCCGGUGAUCACUUCAUCUACACGCUGGCCAUCCGGGGAGGCAUGGAGGAGGAGUGCCGCCAGUUCGUCUCCCACGCCUGCGACUCCUUCAGAGAUGGCGAGGGUAUGGAGAUGAGGAGGUACAUCGAUCAAGCCAUGCAGCCACCACAAGGCGAGGACGGCCUGGCCAAAAUAAGGCUGCCCAAGAGUCCCUACAGAGCUUCGUGGUUCAAUCAGUUCGCCGCCAUGACACGAAGAGCCACCCUGGAGCAGAUCCGUGCCCCGGUUCUGCUCACGGUGAAACUCUCGCAGUCCUUGUUCUUCGCGAUAGUGUUCGGAUUGAUCUACUUGGACCUGGACAAGGACAUAAUCACCCCGACGUCCGUGGCGAAUAUCAGCGGCGUUCUCUUCGUUUUCGUCACCAACAUGUCGUUCUCAAAUAUGUUCCCUGUGGUCACGACCUUCUCAGCAGAAAUGCCUUUAUUCUUACGGGAACACUGGAACGGCCUAUAUCGCACCGACGUCUACUUCCUCACACGUAACCUUGUAGAGCUGCCCUUGUUCAUCCUCAGCCCCUUCGGUUUCAUGGCCAUUGCCUACUACAUGGUGGGGCUCAGACCAGGAGCAGAACACUUCUUCCUGGCGUCCUUCAUCAUCAUCAUCGUGGCUAACGUCGCUGUCUCUUACGGUUACAUGAUCUCCUGCUUGGCCAAAAACUACCAGACAGCGCUGGUUCUCUCCACGCCGCUCACCUUCCCCCUGUUGCUCUUUGGCGGGUUCUACAUGAAGCCUGGGACUAUCCCGCCGUACCUGGACUGGCUGAGUUACCUGUCGUGGUUCAAGUACAGCUUCGAGGCCAUGACUAUCAACCAGUGGAUUGACUGGGGCAACGUAACCGCCAUGAACACUAGUGUGAAUCUCGAGGACAAAGUGAUGGAGAAACUUGGCUUUGAUUUGGAUAAUCUGUGGGUGGACAUCGGAGCCAUGCUGGGCCUAAUGGUGGGCUACCGGAUAGUGGCCUUCCUUUUCCUCCUCUCCAAGACCUUCAGGUAAACUGAGGUGGCUUUCCUCUCCUCCGUAUGUGACCACCUGGCCUUCUGUCAGUCGCUGCUACUCCACACAAACUCCUCUAUUCAGAAACACUGCGCUCUCACACCACGACUACCUUCAAAGACCACAGAGAUUACUAGUCGGUUCCUCAAGGCUGUUUCUCACUUUAGUACUGUAGAAAUGUUGUUAACCUAUCACAAAACUUGCAAAGAAUUGAUGUAAAGAUAUGCGCAUCUUCUCUCUGAGCCUUUUGAAAGUGAAGAAGGUGGAACGCAUAGAUAUUUCAUAGUGGGUUUCAAAGCGCGGCUGAAAGGGAUCCAGCCAUCAAUCAGUACACUUCGGGAUUUGAUCUUUUGGUGAUCUUGUGAUGUGAUGGAUCUUUUACUUCGCUCGCCACGUUAGAUGAUUUUCAGAUUCGAAAGAAUUUUUGCACAUUUUUUUUUCUUUAUGUAGGAAGGGAAUAGUCGCUGAGCUUUAUUAUUAUCAUUGUCAUUAUUAUUGUUAUUUUUACCAUUGAUGUUAUUAUCAUUAUUAUUAGUGUAGGUGUUGUUGUUGUUGUUGUUGUUGUUGUUGUUGCUGUUUGUGUUGUUGUUGCUACGUUUCCUCAUCGUCAUUAAUGUUAUGGGCCUCAUUGGUGUCUGUACCCCCGACCAGCGCCAACACUCAAUCUUCCUCAGUAAUGAAGAUGUCCAUAUUCUAAAGUUUCCACCUGAGUGAAUUCCUCCCAACUGUUCCACCCACAAAAUUUUCCCUUCAAAAUAACAACCCGGUGUGAUAGAUAGGGUUAGAUCAGGUCUGCGAUAAUUUACUAAUGGGGUCAGUACUCUACGGGGAUAUUUCCAUCGAAUCGUCCAUUACUGGGUCUCAUUUGGUGUGAUUUGCAUAAAAGUGAAGGUUUCGCUGUUAUCAGUCAUCAGUACUUUAUCUUAAGAGUGACCUUUGUGUAUCAUAUGUAAAUAAGAGACAGUUGUUAAAUUAUUCUGUAGAAAAUUAUAAAAAGUUGAGUAAAUUUGUUCUGUUAGUGACGAACGUUAUUAAUAAAUUAGAAGUGUUUAA